Messenger RNA from Oxyura jamaicensis (ruddy duck), 4896 nucleotides. RefSeq names its product chromosome 7 C2orf66 homolog (gene C7H2orf66). Bases 4345 to 4650 code for a protein of 101 amino acids. NCBI's taxonomy places the organism in Eukaryota, Metazoa, Chordata, Aves, Anseriformes, Anatidae. The transcript is spliced from 4 exons. The record is from RefSeq and is a predicted model, not a curated record.
CUUGCUACCACAAAUGGGAAAUGUAAAACAGUGGAAAAAGGAAUAAUGCAUUUUAUAUUUAGCAUCAUAUGCAUAGAACUUGUUCUAUAAGUAAACUAAUAGAUGUGAUUUUGCUUCUAAUUCCAGAACAGGAUUUUUAAAGGAUUUUUAUUUUGAAGUAACUUGCAUGAAACUGAAGAAGCAAUGCAAUGAACAUUUUCAGCUUCAGUGGAAUUGUAAAAAUAUACGAAUAUUACUGUGCCAUAUUGCCUAUGACAUUGGUAUAGCCACUUUCAGAAGAUUUGAAUUACUAAAGCUGUGUAUCUACGUAGGCAGUUUGUUCAGAAAAACCUAGUGCUUAAAUUUGGCCACAUUUAAAAUGCAGAAUUUGGACAUCUGGCUUGAAAGCUAAAUUAGCUACUGUCCUCAAAGGAGGAUACAAUGUUUUUCAAUCAGUCUAACUAUACUAAUGGUACUUUAGUAUCAAUGUAUACUACUUAUAUUUGACUUUGAAGGAAAGAAAAAUAAUUAAAUUAUCUUAAAAAAAAAAAAAAGUUUUGGCAUAAAAUACAUUAAAAUGAGCAGUAAGUCUAAACAGACUUUUCUCUCUAACAAUUAGCUUAAAUUCUUUUACCUUAGAAAGCAACAAGACAACUUUGUAGAGUUUUUUUUUUUUUUUUUUUUUUUUUUUAAAGACCACUUAUAGGAAAACAUACACUAAUUGAAUCUCUUGCUUGCCCACAUGCUUCAUCAGUCAACCAAAAUGUCUGAAUUCUGUUAGGGGGCCCAUAAUAGUCCAACAGCAACAAUGCUUGUUUCAAAUCUACAAAAGACCUUGCUAUGUUUUACUAUCUAAAUACACUGCAUAUACCCCCGUGGUUUUCUUUCUGAAUAAAUCAAAUGAUAGACUAGAGGGGAAAAAUAAAAGGGUGGCUGAAGUAAACCUGCCUGCUCUUUUUUUUUUUUUUUUUUUCAUUAUUAUUAUUAAAAUUAAAUCUGAAGUGUAAGCCCAAACUGUAAAUCAAGUUUUUUUUUCCCUUCCAGUCAUUACCUUUAGAGGAACUUCUGGUUGAUUUAGAAGGUAACUUGUAUAGAUGCUAACAAAUUACUCUUGGACACCUCUAAAGAGGGAAAGAAGAACUGUGAGUAAAUGUUGUCACCUUGCCAUCACAGAGGUUUGGAAAUGUUUGAACCAAUGGCACUGCCCAAUCUGUUUUAUGCCUGUUCUGACUCAGACACCAAGUUGUAGUAGCCUGCUCAGACUUCACUCCAGCACUGGCGGGGAAUGUGUUCGCUGUUGCGGUGAUCAUGGUAUAAAGUAAAGAUGUCAGACAGAACUGGAACAGGAAGUCCCAGGGGGAAGAUGAUAAUAUUUAUAAUGAAGGCAAUGGAGAAAUACAUACAAGGUGAAUAACUGGGAUCAAAACACCAUUUUGCUAAAACUAGCCACACAAGAUGUUCAGACUGGAUAAAUGAUUAGUGAACAAAAUAAUGUGGAUAGCCAAGUAGUAUUAACUGUUGUAGAGAAGAAAUGGGUCUAAGCUAAAUAGGUGUAUGAAAUUUGGUGAGAUGGGAUUCAAGUUAGAAAAUCUGUUAAUCUGUUAUUUAGGCAACAGAACUGAAUCAUUCCUGCUUUCUUUAUCACUGCUGUGUGCCAGCGGCCUGCCGCCAGAAGUGCUCUUGUGCUCUGACUAAUGAAGACGUGGCACUGGACAUGCAUUUACAAAGGGGGAACGGAGGAGAGCUAAGCUGGGUAUACACCUGUGCUUAUCUGAAGGUAAGUAAAUGAAACCCAAGCUGAUCAGAGACCUGUUGACCUCAACAGUGAGUACCAUCAGAGUGCAAGCAGAAAAUGUCUUGCUUGUGAUUAAAUACAGGUGAAUUUUCAGAUAGCUAUGUGACUCCUGUCUUAAAAAGAAACUAAACCAGCUCUUGGCUUUAAACAUACUGAUUGUGUAUGCACACAGCAUAAAUGUGCAUUAACUAAUUGAUUAUAUAUUGACUGUAGGAGGAAUCAAUACCAAAGAUUCUCAUAUGCAAGUAAACAUCACUAAGGUGAACUGUUACCAAUUGAUGUUUCAAUAUCUCUUUUGUUUACAUUUAUUUAGUCAGUGCCAGAAAUAAAAUUCCAAGCCAUGUUUCUGGCUGCAGAGCCUGGUGUCUCUGGCAAAAGAAACUAAAUACUGAUAGGAAAUAUCAGAAGUCGCGUUGAAGAAGAUUAAGAAAUCUUCCUCAACAGAAGCAAGUUGAGUGAAUGAUUCUCUGCUGUCCGUGUUCCCAUCCGGGGGAGAGAAAGAAAUCCACCCCCCCUUCCCCCCCCCCAAAUAUUUUAAGUUUUGUUGAAUAUAAGCCAUUAGAGGUAUUUUUACCUUAAAUAUCUUAAGGUAAACUUAAAUAUCUUCAGGUGGUAGCUGUAAAAUAGCUACUUAGUAAGUGGACAAUGUUUUGGAAAGAAAUUAGGGUAUUUCCAUGCACAGUUUAAACUAUUCCUUAAACCAUCUUAAAAUUACAAGUCUUUAUCACCCUAAUGAAAUCCAGGACUGCAGUUUCCCUUUAUAAUUAAAUGAAAGGGCUAAUUCUCCUUGUGUCUGAUGAUGAAAUGUUUCUGUUUUUCUUUUUCUUCUUUUUUAAUGACAUAAAUAUAGUUCCCUCCUUCAAAAAUGGAGAGGUAGCUUGUUUGUAAGUUUCUUUAGAAUUGAUUUUAAAGGCAGGUGGAUUGGGAAAUGAGGCUACUUUGUUUUGUAAACCUUCUGUAAUUUCCAUUAGAUGUUUUACCUUGGCUCUGCAGAAGACUACGGGUAUUUGAUUUGGAACCCCUAAUUAUAUAGUAAAAUAUCAUAUCAUUCAAAAAACUAACAAAACCCACCAACAAUAAAAAGCAGCUUGGUUUAAACAGCUGUAGCAGCAGCUUAUUGUGUCUUCUACACAAAGUGAUGAGGAAAUCAUGAAAUUGCUGUGGUUUGUAAGUGUAAAUUCUGAGCUACGUAUGAUGCAGAUAUCUAAUGAGAAGGAUUAAACCUACCUAUAGGCAUUAUUCCAAAGCAGGGAAAUCCUCAUUUUAUAGACUGGUAAUCGAGAUGCAGACGAUUGUGACAUGACCGUGGCUAUGUAUAUAGACUCCGCUAUGCCAGAAAUUAUUCCUAGAACAGAUAUGACAACCAACGGCGUUUUUUUUAAUGUUUGUUUUUUCAAACAAAGUAAUAUAUUAUACUUUGCCCGAAUUUUACACCAAAUUUUGGAAUUAAGGGUGUUUUGGUAUUGAAAAAUUAAGCAAGCUGCUGAUCUUUUGUUCUUACGCAAUUUUUUUCAACGUUUUUUAUUUCAACCCUAUAGAGUAAUAUACAAGCUGGAUAAGUCAACUUCUGGGUGUCAAGCUGCCAAUAAGCUACCAGCUUGUCAAGCCGUCAAUAAGCCAACACUUACUGCAGUGAUGACAUUAAUACUGAUAGAACUUUGGUUACUCUAUCACUAAUGAUGUUAAGAUGCCCACAGUUUUGUCUGCAUGGAAGAGCAUUGUUAGGCCUUUGUUUUGGUUUUCAGUAUUGAAAUCCAAGAAAGAUGUAAAGCCUUCUACUCAGGAAAAACAAACAGUCAUCAUUAGGGCUAAGAUAAAGAUUUAUCUUACCAAAAAUUAGUUUUAAAAUGUCUCUUUAGAGAUGCAUUUUAUGUGAUACUAACCAAAAAUCACCUAAAUAGUAGAGAUAAGAGUGUAGUGAAUGUACAAGCAAAAAAUAUUGAGCAGCUCUGAGAUGAAGGAUACUACAAAAUAAAGCCAAGGUAAAUUAGCGUAGUCCUUCUUGCACUCUUUGUCUUAGUUAGUAGUAUGACAGGAGCAUAUUGACUGUUGAUAAGAUCAGAGAAGGAAAGCAAUGCUUUCAUUAAAAUAUUAUGGUUUUGGAAACAGACAUUACUUUUCUCUCUCCAGCAUCAAGAAAAAGAUCCAUAUCUCAUCUUGCUUGAAAACCAUUCUACCAGCUGUAAUUAUCUGUUAGUCACUGUUUGGUAGAUAUGGUUAAUUAUUUUUAAUUAAAAGUAAUAUUUUGAUAGAGCUCUCUCUCUGCUGGGCAUUGUAUUAAACUUACCACCAAUUUUCUGUAACGCAGCUUAGGGAGGAGGAAUUUGCACUGCACUGUUCAAUAGCAACAGGUCUUAAGAGUAUUAAGGAUAAAAUUCUCAAGGGUCUUUAUGUCAUGGAUGGAAAUGGAAUCAUUACUGUAUUUUUGAACUGCUAACGUCAUUGACACCCACCUACAGUCCACUAGAAAUAUAAGUACAGAGAUCAGUUCGUUCACAGAUUACAAGCAGACUAACCAAGAAGGGGCAAGCCAGAGCCAAAUUCACUGGUAGUCCGUUCAUCUCUUCAACAUGUGGAAAGUGGUGCUCCUGGGUCUAUAUACAGCACUGGCUGUAAGAGGAUUGACAAAGGGUGCUCCUUUCCAACCAGAAGAAAAAUGGAAACCUCUAGAUAACCCCAGAAACAGAGAUCUGUUUUUCAGAACGCUCCAGGCUUAUUUUUCGGGCAGGGGUCUUGAUCUCAGAAAAUUCCCAGCUACUUUCACUAUGAACAAUGAAGGACCGAGGCCCGUCAUGUUCUACUCAGAUCCUAUUGCUUCUGCAUUUGCAGAUUAUGAAGAAAGGAAAAAUUCUUUUCCAAAUUAUUUCAAAGGCUAAAAGAUGGUGCUGAACCAAGGUGUUAACUUCUGAACUUCACGCCAAGUGGUAACCUCACAGCAACCCCCUACUGCUUUGCCUUUUUACCUGUUACACGACACUUUAUAAACCCCUCUGUGUCACAGAUCUGCCCGUGCAAGCUGCCUUCUCCCUGUAGCUGGCCCUUUGCUCUCCGUUGACAAACGCGUGCUGCUGGGCUGCUCGCAGCCUUCUGUUAAAACGUGAAUAAAGGGGGAGUGCGACGGG